AUGGUACAGGAAUGUGAGAAACAUUGUAAAGAUCUGAUCAAUGGGAAGAAAGUUGAAGUUGUUAUAAGUUCUGUAGAACAUAUGUCUUUUGACAAUGACUAUUUUGAUAGAGUCUUUCAUACUAAUUGUUACUAUUUUUGGCCUGAUUUGGACAGAGCGGUACAGGAAAUUGUUCGCGUAAUGAAACCAGGAUCACAAAUGGUAACUGCUCUGAAUUUGAAUGCACUGAAAGAAAUAAAGAAAGGUGGCUUCCUGCAAUCUGGAAACCCAGAUCCAGUGCGUUACAUGGCAGCAUUAGAAAUGCAUGGAUUUGAAAAUGUUGAAUUUAAGUAUGAAAAUGAUCGUGGUUUUGCCUUUCAAGUUAUUUUCGCUAAAUUGGGACACAAGGAAAAUAAUAUGGAUAGUGCAAAAUUGUGA
Molecule: messenger RNA, 417 nt
Organism: Lottia gigantea (owl limpet)
Lineage: Eukaryota; Metazoa; Mollusca; Gastropoda; Lottiidae
Exons: 1
Coding region: 1-417 (138 amino acids)
Molecular function (GO): S-adenosylmethionine-dependent methyltransferase activity
Source: RefSeq, a predicted model, not a curated record